AUGGGCUUAGGCGAGGUGAUAAGAGAGGCAGGAGUGCUGCAGAAUGGCAAGGAGGAUGAGAAUUCAUGGUCUAGGAUUGAUGUGGUGCUUGGAAAGCUUGUUAGUGGAAUUAAGGACAUGAGCGAUGCCAAGGAGGUGCUGAAAGUGGCCAAUGAGCUUGUGAUACGGUCUGUGCAAAGCGAAAGAUCGAAGCUUGCAGGGACUGCGAUGGCACUUGCAAAGAGGUGUGUGGGGUUGUGUGGAAGAGGAUUUGAGUAUUCAGGGGUGUACUUGAUGUCGCUGAUGAAAGUGUGUGGGAAGAGCAACAGGAUAUUUUAUUCGCGAGCAGAGGAGGUAAUAGUUGAGAUAUGUAGAAGUGCGGAUGUGAGAGCACAUUUGCGGAUUCUAAGCGAGUACAGUGGAUCGCAAAACAAGAAUGUGAGGCUUGCGGUGUUUAAGGGGAUUGAGGGGAUGGUUGAUAAUAUUGGGAAGGCUGAUGGGAUUGAAGGGAUAGUUGAGAAGGGACGAGCAGAUCCGUUCCAAGAGGUACGAGAGGUGUGCAGGAGGAUUACUGAUAAGUUAUUGAGUGGCGAAUGCAGGAAUGGGGAGGUAUUGGAGGAAGAGAAUGCUAGUAAUGGAAUGCGACGGGAGCCUAUCAGGAUGGUAAGAAAGCCAGUAAGGAUUGAGAGUGGAGGAGUUGAGAAGAAGGAGUUAGAAGUGGGGUUUUCGCCAGCAAGGAAGCAGAGCAAGGUGAUUGGGGAGAGCUGCGAGAUGGAGAUUGAGGAAGCAACGAUUAGCAAACAGAAAGUGAAUGUGAAGUAUGCAAGAGGAUAUGAUAAGGAGAUGAGUGGGCAUUGUGCAGUUAAGAAGUCUGGAACAAGAAGGAGUGUGGUGCAUCCUGAAGUUGUGAAUGAGAGAAGAGGUGAAAUGAGGCAUGAAGACCUCACGCCUAUUCGGCUUGAUAGGUAUUUGAGCAAGUAUCGAGAGGAGCAUGGGAAUUUAAGGGAUGUAAAUGAAGCGAGUAAAGAGCAAGCAAGAGAGAAUGAUGAUGAAUGCAAGGAGGAAACAGGAUGUAUGAUGGAAGAGUGCCUGAUUAGGGAUGCAGAUGAAAGUGCCAAGGAGGAGAAGUGGACAGCAAGGGAGUUGAUUGAAUCGUAUUCUAAUGUAAAUGAGUCUAUGGAUAAAGAGGAGGAGUCUGAGGGAAUGGAUGGAGAUGAUAAGGAUGAUGCUGAGAUGGAUUGGGGCAUGGAUGAAGGGGUGCCUGGGGGAAUGGAUAAUGAGGAUGUGGAAGAGCUAUCAAGAAGUUUUGCGAAUUUUUCGAUUAUUGAUUCUGAGGUGAAGGAGGUAGGAAAUGAGGUAGAAAGCAAAUGCAUUGGGCAAAGCAGCGAUGUUUUGGAGGAGUCUGUGAAUCCGUAUGAGUUUAUUGAAGGAGAAGAGGGGGAUUCGCCUGGAGAGUAUACGAUAGUGGAGUCUGUUGGAGGGAUGGAGUGCCUUGAAGUUUAUGAGAUGAGUAAAGGAGUGCUUGGAGAGGAGAAAGAGGUCGAUUCCAUCCAUGAGUCUACGAUACUGAUGAGUAUAAAUGAAAAGCCGCAUGAGAAGAAGAAGGAAGCAAGUAAGAGGCGAUUGAUGCUGAGUGGAAACAGAUUUGCAGGGUUCCUUGAAAUGGAUGAAAACAGCGGGGAGGAGACGGUUUUUGGAAGGGAGGUCAAUAAAGAUGAGAAUGGAAAGGAAGGGCUAGAAGAGUUUACGAUGAUUGAUUCGUUUAUUGAGGUGAAGAGGAGUGUUUUUAGAAAGAGAUAG
Messenger RNA from Ordospora pajunii, 1779 nucleotides. RefSeq lists its product as uncharacterized. Lineage: Eukaryota; Fungi; Microsporidia; Ordosporidae. The transcript has a single exon. The record is from RefSeq and is a predicted model, not a curated record. Bases 1 to 1779 code for a protein of 592 amino acids.